AUGGGAGGAGCGGGGUCAAAAGUAUCAACCACCGUGCGCGCGCCUGAUCACGACGCGUUUGUUGUGACGGGCCAACAUGGCCAUGACGACGAGGACAACAAGACUGCGUUCAUGCAGUCGUGGAUAGCAAACAGCGUUAUCCAACACGACAACAAGUACGGUGCAGACCUCGAUCAAGUUCACGAGGGCCGUUUCCUUUGCCAAAUCACGAACUUCACCACCUUUCGCACGUCGCAAGACCCCCACGCGAUCGUCCACGCUGUUGUCGCGGACCGUACACACUGGGUGAACGUUGCGUUUGACCCAGACGUGACAGACAAGCACGAGCGCUCCAUCGGCGGCGAGGAACCUGAACGUCUCACAUCGCACCUCCGCGCUACCGUUCGCAUCAACCAGUUCCAGAUCCAGCUCACUGGACCGAUCCGUCGUGAAGGGGUUGAGCCACCCAUUCCCCGUGUCCAGUUUCUUGUCCUCUCCUGGGACAUUGUUGGUGGUGACCGCCGAGACUCGGUAUUCUUCCCUGGCGCUCGUGAAGUUGGAACCAGGACAAGGGACACCAAGCAGAGGAAGGUGUUGAGAAAGUGGUGGGCUGGAAUCUCUCAAGUCUCUGCCCCACAUCCCUCUAUCCAGCUUCCCGUUCAAACACCCAUCAAACCCAUGUCGCGCGCAAGCUCUGUGCGCGCCUCGGUGCCACCUGCCGGCACUGAUGGCAGGGGCUUUAUCCCAAUGCAAGAGGCACUGGCGCGUUCCCUCGGCCCUCAUGCCAAGAAACGAAAGCCUGUCCCAAUGCGUAUGGGCGCCGAGCUCAUCUCGCCAGACCAGCAAGAGCUUCUCAAGAGCAUCACUGUUUUUGGAGUGAACAUUGGCGUUUUGCCAGAGCACGCCGCCAUUUCGCAGGAGCAAGGUGCCACCUCGUACGAGCAGGACGUGGCCGACGCCGAAGCGAUGGAACCGGAUCUUGCCCACAGCAAUCCGUCAAAUGGUCACUCGCAACCCUCCAACGGCCAGUCGGGAGGCUCGUUGGAAUCCCAAGUCAGCUAUCCCUCUCCUGCGCCUACCCGUCACACCGAGUCUGCCGGCGGGUCAAGCCCAGCACCAGCCACCCCUUUGUCAAACUUGGCAUCCGUGGACUCUCCAUCCCCAGCAGCGGUGGAUGUGAUGGAUGUGAGCGACGAUAGCGAUGCCGAUGAUGCGGUUUUACAACGUCUCAUGAUGGAACCGCCCGCCCGACCUGCGCCACGGUCGAGGUCAGUUGCCGAGAGCAGCGAGUGCGAGGAGAUACCGAUUCGCAAGCCCUACGCUCGCGCGCCAGUCAGGCGCCAGACAGGUGCGGCUUUUGCUGUCGCCCAGCAUGAACCCUCUCCUUCUCCUCCCGUGCAAGAGAAGGCGUCUAGCCCAGUGGGUGGCGACACGGACGACGAGGACUUGUCCGACUACGAACUCCAGCAACGUAACGUCCUCAAGGCCACAGCGCGAAAGUUUGACGAGGCAGCGGUCGAAGAGUCGCUCUCCCAGUCGCAAGAUUCGUCACAGUUUGAUCUGUCAAAGUAUGCGCCCACUCCAUCUGUCGCCCCAAAGGAGGGAGUCCUUGUCGAGACAACCGACGAGAGCGAUCCGAAGGAACCUGCCACACCUGCUCCGCCUGCUACCAAAGCUCGUCCUCCCACCAGCACCGCCCCGGCCAAGCGACCUCGCUGGUCGACAGUUAUAGACAACGCGCCACCUGAGCCUGAUGCAGAGGCCACACGGGUUACCAAGCGACCUCGUGAGCCUGUCGCAACACCCGAGCAACACAGCGCCAAGCGACUGCGUGCGACCGUGGCCACCCCCCUAGGCUCCGAGAAGCAUUCUGCAGGCGACGACAGCCGCGAGACUACUACACUCCACCACAGGCAGUCACUUGUCCAGGCCAGCCGAGCCACCCCCACUCAACCUCGAGCGCCCAAACCAGCAACUUCGAGCACCCCAAAGACACCAGUCGUCAAGGCGGAACCGGCGACCAUGGCCAGCUCGUGUGCCAUGAGUGUUGAGCCAGUCCCGGACCGCCACCGGGCUACCCAACGCUGGCCCACUAUCUCUCCACCACCUCCAUCCACGCCGCUGCAACCGCCAAUGUCCGUCUCCCGGGCCACGCCAGCCACGUCGCCAGUCCCCGCCGCUCAGGCCACGCCGGCGUUCGUGAGCCAGCAAACACCUGCUUCCACAGCUCGGCCUACAGCUUCCACAGCAGUCAAGCUGAAUGGCUGGAUGCCGGACCUGCAUGUCAAGGGGGGCCUGUCGCGCAAGUUUUUGGCCAAUGCCGUGGCCGGUGCUACUGAAGCGAGGAAUAAGCAGAGGCGGAGGAGCGGGAGUGCCAAGUCUGAGCUGAAGGGGACGGCGGCCCGAAAGACGCUCACGUGA
Apiotrichum porosum is the source of this 2400-nucleotide messenger RNA. RefSeq lists its product as uncharacterized. The coding region runs from base 1 to 2400 and encodes 799 amino acids. The transcript is spliced from 4 exons. The record is from RefSeq and is a predicted model, not a curated record. NCBI's taxonomy places the organism in Eukaryota, Fungi, Basidiomycota, Tremellomycetes, Trichosporonales, Trichosporonaceae.